AUGAAUUUUACCUCUGUUAGAAAAGCAAGACCAAUUUCAAUAUUUAUUCAUCCUCAAGAAAGUUUAUCAAAAAAUUCAAUAGAAGCAUCGUCACCAUUAAGCGAUCUACACGAAGAUUUAUCCAUGAUCUUGAAUAAUGGAUUUGCUACUACUAUGAGUUCUAGUAAUGCCACAACUGCUAGUACAACAAAUUAUGCUACUGAUACUACAUCUACAGCAAAUACAAUUGCAACUUCAAAUAAUAUAACCUCAACUCCUCAUAUUUUGGAGAACGUAAUAACGCCAGCUUCAGAGAUUGAUGUUGCCUCUUUGAACUCUGUCAAGACUAUCGAAACAAAUCAAACUGGAUCGAAUAACGGAUCAUUUGAGAUGAUCAAAACGCUUUGUGAAUUAGAUGGUGGAUUGGGUGCAGCUUUAGAACGAGUUAAACAAGAUGCGAUAUCAGCAAAAGCAUCCGCCAUCGAAGAAAGUUAUGGACGCGAGCUAAUUAAAUUGGCGAAAAAUACUCAAGAUAAAUAUUUGAGUAAAAGUGAUACAAAGAAAGGAAUUAGAUUUGCUGCGACAAUUCAAGAGAUUUCUGAUGAAGCUUUAACAUUAUAUAAAGAUACUGACAAGAGCAGAAAAAAUCUCUAUGAUUCUGGUCAGAAACAUGUAAAAUCAAUCCAAGAAGCGGAACGAUCUUUAGAAAAGGCCAGGGGUAAAUAUGAAUCAAAUAGUGAAGAUUGGGAACGUUUAAUAUUACUGAAAAAUGGCGAUACUCUGCCUCCUAGUAUGAAAUCGAAAACUUUAAAAACUAUAUUUUCAAAACAACCAAAGUCUCCAACACAA
This is a messenger RNA of Entrophospora sp. SA101, 828 nucleotides long. Lineage: Eukaryota; Fungi; Glomeromycota; Glomeromycetes; Entrophosporales; Entrophosporaceae. The record is from the annotation of a GenBank genome assembly.